Heterocephalus glaber (naked mole-rat) is the source of this 588-nucleotide messenger RNA. It is a transcript of the gene Guca1b, whose product is annotated as guanylate cyclase activator 1B. The record is from RefSeq and is a predicted model, not a curated record. Gene Ontology annotation, cellular component: photoreceptor inner segment; cone photoreceptor outer segment. Gene Ontology annotation, biological process: visual perception. Gene Ontology annotation, molecular function: calcium sensitive guanylate cyclase activator activity; calcium ion binding. NCBI's taxonomy places the organism in Eukaryota, Metazoa, Chordata, Mammalia, Rodentia, Bathyergidae.
AUGGGGCAGCAGUUCAGCUGGGGAGAGGUGGAGGCCGGAGAGAUGGAUGUGGCCGAGCUCCAGGAGCGGUACCAGAGGUUCGUGGUGGAGUGUUCCAGGGUCACGCUCUUCACGCACGAGUUCAAGCACCUCUUCAAGGUCACUGGCAAUGAGGGUGCCAGCCAGUAUGUGGAGGGCAUGUUCCGGGCCUUUGACAAGAAUGGGGACAAUACCAUCGCCUUCCUGGAGCAGGUGGCGGCCCUGAACCUUGUGCUGUGGGGCUCUCUGGAGCACAAGCUCCGGUGGACCUUCAAGGUCUACGACAAGGACCGCAAUGGCUGCAUCGACCACCUGGAGCUGCGGGACAUCGUGGAGUCCAUUUACAAGCUAAAGAAAGCCUGCUGAGCAGGCAGCCAAGGGCUGCUCACGCCCGAGGAGGUGGUGGACAGGAUUUUCCCCCUGGUGGACCAGAAUGGGGACGGCCAGCUGUCCCUGGACAAGUUCAUCGAAGGCACCCGUCGCGACCAGUGGGUGAUGAAGAUGUUGCAAAUAGACGUGAACCCCGGCGGCUGGAUCAGCCAGCAGAGGCAGAAAACUGCCGUGUUCUGA